CAUGUCGACUGGCGAUGUGCGCCAUCUUGACCAGGAAUAAAAAUCACGGGGGCAAUUCUGCUUGCUCCGAUUCUCACGUCGAACCCAAUCUUCUUACGAUUGACCUGCGCUGUGGUUCAACGGUAGUGUAACGUGCUAGGACUCGGACUAAGCGAGCUCGACGCCGAAUUCUCUGUAGAAACGAAGCAAUGGCAGGGGUCGGUGGAGGGAACGACUUCCAGUGGUGUUUCUCGCAGGUGAAAGGAGCUGUCGAUGAAGAUGUGGCUGAAGCGGACAUUAUCUCAACAGUUGAAUUUAACUACUCGGGGGAAUUACUAGCGACGGGAGAUAAAGGAGGAAGAGUUGUCAUAUUUCAGCGGGAACAAGAGAGUAAAAACCGCCCUCUCUCAAGAGGAGAGUACAACGUGUACAGCACUUUCCAGAGUCACGAACCUGAAUUUGAUUAUUUGAAAAGUUUAGAAAUUGAGGAGAAAAUCAAUAAAAUCAGAUGGCUCCCACAACAGAACGCUGCUCACUUCCUGCUCUCCACAAACGAUAAAACCAUCAAGCUUUGGAAGAUCAGUGAAAGGGACAAACGAGCAGAAGGCUACAAUCUGAAAGACGAAGACGGGCGUCUCCGAGAUCCGUUCCGACUCACGACACUAAGGGUACCAGUGUUGAUGCCUAUGGACCUGAUGGUGGAGGCGAGCCCACGCAGAAUAUUCGCAAACGCACACACGUAUCACAUCAACUCCAUUUCAGUAAAUAGUGAUCAUGAAACAUACCUUUCUGCAGAUGACCUAAGAAUAAACCUAUGGCACUUAGAAAUCACAGAUAGAAGUUUUAAUAUUGUAGAUAUAAAGCCUGCCAACAUGGAGGAGCUGACGGAGGUGAUCACGGCUGCCGAGUGCCACCCUCACCAGUGUAACGUGUUCGUCUACAGCAGCAGCAAGGGCACCAUUCGCCUGUGUGACAUGCGGGCAGCAGCUCUCUGCGAUAGACAUAGCAAAUUUUUUGAAGAACCUGAAGAUCCAAGCAGCCGGUCGUUCUUCUCAGAAAUCAUCUCCUCUAUAUCUGACGUCAAGUUCAGCCACAGCGGUCGAUACAUGAUGACCCGAGACUAUCUCUCUGUGAAGGUGUGGGACCUAAACAUGGAGAACCGGCCAGUAGAGACCUACCAGGUACACGAAUACCUACGUAGCAAGCUGUGCUCGUUGUAUGAGAACGACUGCAUUUUUGAUAAGUUCGAGUGCUGCUGGAACGGAUCAGACAGUGCCAUCAUGACCGGCUCGUACAACAACUUCUUCAGAAUGUUCGACAGGAACACACGGCGUGACAUCACGCUCGAGGCGUCGCGUGAGAACAGCAAACCACGGGCCAUGCUCAAACCUCGCAGAGUGUGCACUGGCGGCAAGAGGAAGAAAGACGAGAUCAGCGUGGACAGCCUGGACUUCAACAAGAAGAUCCUGCACACGGCUUGGCAUCCUAAAGAGAAUGUCAUAGCCGUGGCCGCCACCAACAAUCUGUAUAUAUUCCAGGACAAAAUAAACUAAUGAGUGAGUAUGGGGGAUGGGAAACGAGAGCGUGAGCGAGAGAAUCGAAAUAAAUAUCCCUACCUUCCUCCCCCCUCGGCACACGACGGAAGUACUUUACAUAGUCUAGUCCUUAAAGUCAGUAAGAGAAGCUACAACCUCGUUGCUCCUCCCGGUGCAAGAUCGACCUACUCGUUGAAUUUCCACGGGAACUUUUACGAACGCCCUCCCAAACCCUAUCCACGUAAAAACCAGGAGAAGGCCAACACUCGUCUUGAGCAGAAAUAACAAAACGCAGAGGCCAAAUCGACUUUUCAGCAUUCACAAGCGUUUUUUGUUUUUCUUUUCUUCUAGUCUGAGCCUUCCUUCAUUUGUCCUAUUCGUCAACCCACGUCGUGGAGCACACCGAGAGGAAAGUGCGUAUCCGUCACGGUCCGAACCGCGCACAAGUCUCUGUCGCCUGGAAAUCUCCAGAAACAUGACUGUCAGCAUUCCUCCCCCUGGCCUUAAUCCCAGGCCUUGGUGUUUUAUCUUUUAAGCACUUCAUACAGGUCUCCCUUUUUGGUCAGUGGACAAAUUUAUCUUUUUUUUUUUUUUUUUUUUGGUUAUCUCAUAGUAACAUCUACUCACUGACUGUCGAUAUAUAACUGCACCUUCUGGUGUCAAACCACUUAAUAAAAGUAACAAAACUACAAAGAGAAAGCAUUUUUUACAUUACAAGCAGGUAUGUAUGGGGUUUUUAUGUUGUUUUUGCCUGUUCUACGGAUUCGGGGCACAAGUGAUGAAAUGUGAAGUCAUCCUGCUGAUCUCUAGCCAGCUGCUGAAAGGUGAAGUCCACCUGUACAUCGGUUUUCUCCAGCCUUGUUCGUCAUUCCUUACGAAUCAGUUCUUCACCACUUCAAGAUAUUGGAAAAAUAAACGCAUUUUUAGUCCGCCUGUCAGGAUGUCGGGGCGAGACUACAUUACAUUACUAGAUUUUGACAAAAUGCUUAUCUGGUGGAAACGCAUCCAUAAGCAACUGGUUAGAACGAGAUAUUUCAGUAUAGGACUACUUGAAGCUGCAGUUGCACUGGACAACGAAGGACAUUCGGCCAUUUUAAAUGUCAGUAUUGCUGUUUGCUCUCCGAACGUCUGGCUUUGUCAUGACUCUAAAGGGUGUGGCUUUUUUUUUUUUAAUAAAAGGGACACUGCAGCCUUAAAUCUCUGUAUGACUAUAGAGGGGAAUCCCAUACUGAUGCUCCAUAGUAACCAUAAAUAUUAAAUGGCAUCAUUAACGCCACUCCCUGCCUUGACCCAGGAUAUUUUCCCUAUCAAAACCCCUUACAAUGCAUUAAGUCACUCCAUCCUCCUGUAUGUGCUGCUAUAGUACAUGUGGCUUCGUAUCUGGACACUAACAACUUCUUAUGAGAAACAAAGUACACCUUCUGGAAUUCGGUCCAUCGAAGCAGAGUUUAGUGCCUCGGGGAGGGGGGGAAAAAACUUGCUUUUCCUCCAGUAAGUAAAACCUAUAGUGGCCCAUGUGCUGAUCUGCUGAUCAUGGCAUUCCUGCACAAAUGUAACUUUAGCAGAAGAGUAUUUGUGCAUUAAAUCUUUUUCGUCGGGACAUGGGAUUAACUGAGACAGUUCAGUUUGCACGCUGCUCGAUUUUCUCCAGGCGGCGUUAAAUCAUGUGACCAGACGUCACAAAAAUAACUUGACGGUUCAAGUACAAGUUGUACAGUGGAUUUGUUCCCAAAUUUCUAGUCACAGACAGGUCAAAGGGCGUCCUCUCUCUGGCCUUGUUCCUUGUUAAAUAAUGAUGCUAACGUUGUGGAAGUGUACACUUGUUUGAUUAUUUUUGACCAAAGUUAAAUAAAUUUUAAUUGUGUUUACCUGA
Messenger RNA from Neoarius graeffei (lesser salmon catfish), 3387 nucleotides. RefSeq names its product protein phosphatase 2, regulatory subunit B, delta (gene ppp2r2d). Gene Ontology annotation, cellular component: protein phosphatase type 2A complex; cytosol. Lineage: Eukaryota; Metazoa; Chordata; Actinopteri; Siluriformes; Ariidae. Bases 189 to 1532 code for a protein of 447 amino acids. The record is from RefSeq and is a predicted model, not a curated record. The transcript has 10 exons. Gene Ontology annotation, molecular function: protein binding; protein phosphatase regulator activity. Gene Ontology annotation, biological process: peptidyl-serine dephosphorylation.